Molecule: messenger RNA, 1886 nt
Organism: Paramecium sonneborni
Lineage: Eukaryota; Ciliophora; Oligohymenophorea; Peniculida; Parameciidae
Source: the annotation of a GenBank genome assembly
AUGUCAAAAAUGAUAAUUAAAAAGUUCUCAACCACUUUAUCAAGAAUAAAAAAUGAAACAAUACAUUAAUUAGAUAUUUUUGGUCAGUUGCCUAGCUUCACCGUCUUGAAUAAAAGUAAAUAUACUUCGAACUUUGGAUUUUUUAUGUCAUUAAUCAUUGGCUGUUUAGCCUUGUACUAUUUGAAUUCAGAGAUAGCUUCUAUGAUUCUUAAAUAAAAACCAUCCAUUUAUUAAUCAGAAAAUAAAGUGAUUGAGACUGAAGUACAUAAUUAUGUUCAUGAUUUUAGGAGUAUUCCCUUAAAAAUUCUAAUUUUACUCUAGCAGUAUCGAUUGCUAGCUAAUUUUCUUAACCAAUAAAUGGAAUUAAUAAAUAUUACCAUCUCAACAUCAGUUAAUGUGUUCGAUAGAGAAUUAAAGAUGAACUAACUGGAAAUACGACAGUAUUGUUAGAGUAAGUUUUUUCGAUAAUGAUUUAGCUGCUAAGAAAUUCCAAUAGAAACUUGUGAUAUGUCUCAUUUUACAACUGAAUUGUAAUAGUAAUACUUUUCAACUAUCAGAUUUGGAACCGUUUAGUGUAUUAAAAGAGAUUAUUUAGAAAUGAAUCCAUUAGUAAAUAUUUUUUAAGAGAUUAGAUCUUAUAAGGACAAUUUAAUGCUAGGAUAUACAAGUAUUUGUUAAUUUAAUUUGCACCCUGUACAAAUUCAACUAGUUUCUAGGGAUGUGCUCCCUAAGAAGAAAUUAAUAAAAUUCUGGAAGCAGGACAAUAUAAUGUGUAUAAAAGUGAUUACUUGACUUAACUUGAACAUUCUGGAUUACCAUAUGAAUAAAUUAUUACAAAUGAAUUCACAAGUUUUUCGUUAAGUACAUCAAAAACAAUUGUUCAUUCAUACCGAAUAAUGCAAACUCAAACAGAUCAAGGAUUAAUUUGGGAAGAGAGUUAUAUGAAUACCAAUUUGUAAUAAUAAGAAUGGAGGGAAGUGUCGGACUUUUUUAAUCAUCAAUAUUUAGUUUGUCAUUACAUAAAAUUAGAUUUUAAGUAAACAAGUAUAAAAAGAACUUAUAUUAAACUACAAACUAUUCUUGCCAAAAUAGGAGGCAUAUUAUAAAUAUUAAUAAUGAUAGUAGGAAUAUUUCUAAAACCCUUAAUUGAGAAUUUAAUGAAAUUUGAAAUCGCUUCAUCACUCUACAGUUAUUAGGAAGAACAAGCUGAACAAUAACAUAUAUCUGGUUAAAUUAUAUCCAUUGAAAGAGAUCUUUAAUCACCAUCAAAUUUGAGUAAGUUUUCCAAUUUUUAUUCAUCUGAUGAAAAACCUCCAUUUAAAAAACAAAUCGUGUAAACUUCUUGUUUCAAAACUUUUCUCAUAAUUAUUGGAUUUAAUAAAUUUAAACACCAAUAAUUUUGUAUAGCUAAGAAAAAAAUAAUUAAAAAUUUAGAUAUUGUUACAAUCCUAAAAAAAUUAUAAGAUUUAGAUACUAUUAAAAAGAUACUGUUUACCUAAGAAUAAUUAGAGUAACUCAAAAGAAGGCCUAAGCCGAAAUUAAAGAAAAACAAAUAAGAUAGUAUUAUUGAGAAAAAUUUGAAUUAACCGGAUCAAGUGUAAAUUAGAUCAAAUUUUUUCUCUUAAUAACUAACAGAAGGGUCUCAAUCGAAUCUAUUUAAGAAUUAUAUUGAAAAUUAAUUCUUAUAACAUGUUCACAAUUCUAAUUAACUACAAUAACAUGCUAAAACUGCCGAAGAUUAACAAUCAGGUUAAAACAAUAUUCUCUAAAGUUCUCAACAUCUAUCAAAUUUCAAUUCAAAAAAAUCACAUGAUCCUGAGGCUCCCCAUCUUCAAUUUUAAUAAUUAGAGAAAAAAUCUGAUAUAGAAAUUUGUAUCGAAUAGUGA